This is a messenger RNA of Ambispora leptoticha, 231 nucleotides long. NCBI's taxonomy places the organism in Eukaryota, Fungi, Glomeromycota, Glomeromycetes, Archaeosporales, Ambisporaceae. The record is from the annotation of a GenBank genome assembly.
GUAAAAGAAUGUGGCACACUUGCUGGCAAGUCGCCGGUGUCGGUUGCCGCCGCAUGUAUAUACCUAGUGUCGAAUUUAUAUUCACACCCAAAGUCAACCAGAGAAAUUGCUCAGGUGACUGGUGUGUCGGAGGUUACUAUCAAAAAUUCGUAUAAGCUAUUGUAUAAUGAUAAAGGUAAACUGCUGGAAGAUAAGAAAGGUGGUAAUUGUGAAGCUUUGCCGUCCCCGUGA